AUGAGAUCCACAUUGCUGCGACUCGCCCAGCCUGUGCAACUCAGCGCAAGACCAUUGGAUCCUUCGGUCAGGGCAGCACAGUCUACGCUGCUGCCUCCAGUACCACAUCUACUUCGCAUCCAUCGUCGAUUACCAUUGGAGAUGCGCUCGCUCGGAGAUGACUACGUAAAGGCAGAGUUCCAAAGACAUAAGACAGCGGACAACCCGGUUCAUAUAAUGGGAUUCUUGCUCGAAUGGAACAAAUACCUCAGUCAGCUGCAGACACAUCUCGUCGGAGACUCGAGCACCUUUCGAGGUGUAAAGAUGGAGGAUUCAAUGUUCGAAAAGAUGUCAAACGAACAAUUGGGACAGCUCUAUGAGUUGAUGCAUGCGUCGAAAGAUGUAUGGAAGCCCGCAGAACCACACAAAGGUCUCAAGGACGUGUCAAAGGACGAGAAGUAA
Messenger RNA from Serendipita indica DSM 11827, 441 nucleotides. The record is from the annotation of a GenBank genome assembly. NCBI's taxonomy places the organism in Eukaryota, Fungi, Basidiomycota, Agaricomycetes, Sebacinales, Serendipitaceae.